Molecule: messenger RNA, 429 nt
Organism: Marasmius oreades (fairy-ring Marasmius)
Lineage: Eukaryota; Fungi; Basidiomycota; Agaricomycetes; Agaricales; Marasmiaceae
Exons: 5
Coding region: 1-429 (142 amino acids)
Source: RefSeq, a predicted model, not a curated record
AUGGCACAAACAAAGUCACAUCCAUCGUACUUGCUAGUCGAAAACGUUGUUGGGUUCGAGGUUAUCGUCGUAAAAUCGUCUUCUAUACACCUCCCAAUACCGACAUAUUUCCUUAAACGUCUUCUACACACUCUGUCCUCCUGGAAUUGGCUAUCACACCGCCGAAUCCUUCUCACCCCUUUCGAUGUUCCCAAUUUACGAUUGCGCUACUACCUUCUUGCGCGACAAUCUCGUGCUCAGGGGAAGUACAGUCAUCUAUACCGGAGAUUGGCUGUUAUAUGGACAAACCUGGGUUGUGGGGGAGGUCAUUUGAUAUCGUUCAUCAUCUCGGCGAACGUGUUGUUUUACUCAAGGUUACACUCAACUCGUCGAGCGCUCUGGAUCCAUCAUCCAAAUGAACGAAAGCCUGAAUACCACUACUACGUUUGA